Molecule: messenger RNA, 198 nt
Organism: Colletotrichum truncatum
Lineage: Eukaryota; Fungi; Ascomycota; Sordariomycetes; Glomerellales; Glomerellaceae
Source: RefSeq, a predicted model, not a curated record
AUGCAACUCAAGGCCCUUGCGCUCCUCGCCUUCGCCGCUCUGGCGGCGGCAGCUCCCGGCACGGAGCUCAACAAGCGCGCCCCUACCAAGGCGGAGUGCUGCUGCUGCUAUGGCGGGCCUUCGGUCGGGUGCGCGGCUACCCUCGACUGCUCCGAUAUCUCAACCAGCACUUGCUUUCACACCGUGUGUCCAUUUUGA